Messenger RNA from Protobothrops mucrosquamatus (brown spotted pit viper), 3727 nucleotides. RefSeq names its product methylcytosine dioxygenase TET2-like. Gene Ontology annotation, molecular function: DNA 5-methylcytosine dioxygenase activity. The record is from RefSeq and is a predicted model, not a curated record. Gene Ontology annotation, biological process: myeloid cell differentiation; oxidative demethylation; positive regulation of transcription by RNA polymerase II. Gene Ontology annotation, cellular component: nucleus. Lineage: Eukaryota; Metazoa; Chordata; Lepidosauria; Squamata; Viperidae. The coding region runs from base 41 to 3727 and encodes 1228 amino acids. The transcript has 4 exons.
GUAAGAGGAUAACCUCGUGGAUGGCCCUACAGUAAGCCAGAUGGAACAGGAUAGAACUAAUCAUGAUGAAGGCAAUAGUUUAAAUCCUUUUUUAAUUCCACAUUCUUCUCGUGUUUGCCAAGCAGAGCCUUUGUCAGUGAAGCUGCAUAAUGGAAACACAUCAGCAGAAAAGAUCUACAAUGAACUGAAUGGCAACCAUAUGUGGCUGCAUGGGAAGGCCAGUUAUGGAAUGCAGCUUCCUGCAAAAAGGAAUGAGAGUAGUCGGAUAAGUCCUGACCUCCUUCAGCAAAAGAAACAUUGCAGCGGGUAUUUGCAAAAUGGUGGGAUAAAACGCACUUUUAGCGAUCCUUCUUUGUACGGACUUCACCAGAACAAGAAGCUUAAACAAGAUGAAGAAGCAAAAAGAGAGCAAGGUAGCUCAUUCGCUGUCAGCAACCAAGCAGGUGCUUCUAAUUCAUGCAGCGAGAAGAAUGUUGUGGAUUUUGGAACAGAACAAAAUACAGCUUCAGUUCUUAUACAGUCUUUAAGAUGCAACUCUGGUGCUUCAGAAUCUUCUCCAGCUCCCCAGAUUCAGAAUGAACAAGGGGGUGAAAAUAGUAACUGCCACAACAGGGACUUUGACAUGGCAUAUAAGAACAAGGCAGCUACAAUGCCUAAUGGUGCUAUAGUUUCUGCCUCUUCCAUGGGAGACAUGCGUGGUGAAUUCCUGGAAAAAAAAUUGUCUCAGUAUAAUCCAGAACAUGUUUUCAGUGGAACGCAGACAACUACAUCUUUUACAAAUGCCAUAAACACUCGGGCUAUUAAUGUGUUGACGUGUGGCACAUCACAUUUACUGCAUACCUCAGGGCAGAUAAGUUCCGCUCAAACCUCAAACUCUGAGCUGCCUCAGGUACUGGCUUCUGUAGCUACUGAAGUCCAAAAUAUAGAAAACUCCAGUAAAAGAUCGAUUUUACAAGCAAGCUCCAAUUUUCAUCAUUCAGAAGUAAUGAACUCAGAGCAGCAAAAGUCAGAAAAUACCUACCAGUCACCUACAAACAACCGUGAAGUUUCAGAAAACACAGGGCAGGUUCCCAGUCAGGAUUUCUCACUCAAUCCUAACAACAAUCUGAAGACUCAUAGUAGCUCAGAGAUUUUGUCACAACCAAGAGAAGAAACUGGUGCUUCCUUCCAACAAGAUCCCGUGUUCAGGAAUGAUUCUUUUAAUCUACCCCCUAUUGCACUACCUUCUCCUGGGCAGGAAAUAAAAAGUGUGCUCUCCAUUGAGGCUUCAAAAGAUCCUAGUAAUAUUUUCAAUUCGACAGAAGAAAAUAACAGAGGGCAAGCACAUCAUCAGAGAGAACAUGGAAAAACAAUGUCUGACUUUUGCCAACAAACUCUUAGUUCUCAACAGGGUCAUCAAUACAAAAUUCAGGUUUCACAAGCAACUGGGAGUAAAACAGAUGUGGAUCUCAGUACAGUGAUAUUGGGUAUGAAGCAGCAAGAUCCUAGUGAAAUUCAAUCCAAACUGGAGUCUAAAAUUCAGGAUCCACAAAGAUUAGGAACCAGUAAAGAAUUGCAACAUUUUCCACAUCUUCUGAGUCAGGUUAAUCAGCAGACUACUCUCGAUAAUGAAAAAGGUCUGGUGAAAAAUCACUUGGGGCAGUCACAAACCCACUCACAAACUUCUUGGAUGAGAAUGACUUCCUCUCCCUUUCACCCCAGUGAUUCUUCUCCAAAAUCAAAUGAAACACUUUUGAGGACCAUGCUUCAACGCCAGGCAAAUUCAAUUGAGCCGACACAUCCAAAACAAUAUAUUAGAGGUUCCAAUGAAUCAAAAGGAGUCACAGAGCAAUCUUGCUACCAGAACAUUACAGACAGUGAGCAAAUACCAGCACUAUUCAAAAGGGAGGCAACACAACCACCUCAUCAUUUUACUCCUGAUUUGCAAAUUCCAUUUGAAAAGCACUCACCACAAUCCAAAAGGAUGAAUAAUCAGCAACAACAUUCAACUCACUUUCACCUUCAAUCACAAUCUGAACUCCACCUUGAACAGACAUUGGAGGCACAGUUAAAGCCUCAGCAUUUAGAUCUUCCAUUUGAGGAUGACCAAUUUAUACAUUCACAACUUUUGCCCCAAAUACUCCAGACCCAGCCAAUACAACCACCACAUAAUUCACAAGUAACAAUGAACUCUCCACAACAAAUAAAAACCACAAAAGUGUCCCAAAUCUUUCCCCAGUCAAGCAACAGCCAAGAACAGCAAGGGGAAAGAACGUCCUUAAAUCAUCUUAAAUUAGAAGAGAGCUUUGAAGUAGCAAGUAAUUACUUCAAAUCAAUUGAGUUCCCAGUACAAAUUCCCCAGACCAGAGUGGACCAUAUUUCAAAUACAGUCAACAAAAACUCCCAUUAUAACCAGACAAAUAAUGUAAUGAAACAUUCCUGCGCAAACAACAUGCACUUGGUUUCUGAGAAAAAGGAAGAUCCCUUAAUUCAAAAUAUAUCUCGCAACUUGCAGCACAUGGAAUAUUAUCCAAAUAGUGUAACUCCUAAACAAGAUCUGUCCCAGGGCUUUCAGGAACAAAAACCUCCAUCUCCACCAACUUCAUUUAUACAGCUGCCCUUCCAGCAAACCCAACAAUAUUCUAACAUGACUACCAAUGUGGAUAACUCACAAGCUAGUCAGAUUCAACAAAAUUACUCACCCUACAAUCAGCAAGCAGCAUCCCAUGCAAUAGAUCAGAGCCAUGGUCACUAUCUUCCCUCACAACCUCACAAAGAUUUUCAAAAGCGUGCUGCUAUUAGAUGGCAUAUUUUGAAUAAACAAGCUAACCAAAAUAAAUCUGAGUCAUGUCAAGCUAUGGGCUUCAAAUCUAUCAAAACUGAAACUGGCACAAAGGUGAAUGCUUGCCUUCCUCUACCAGUUGGACAGUUGGAAAACAAACCAUGGAAGAAAACAAUUAAACAAGAGGUUCAGCACUUUGGUUGUGAGAACAUGCAACAAAAGAGUAUCAUUGAAACCAUGGAGCAUCAGUUGAAACAGAUUCAGGUCAAAACACCUUUUGAUCACAAGUCCCUUACUAUCAAAUCACCCAAACAUGUGAAAAUUGAGGCUGCAGGGCCCAUUACUAUUCUGACAAGGAGUUGUAAUGGUGCAGAUUUCAACAGCCAUGCCAUCUCUUUAGAUCAACAAGCCAUUCAUCCUAAUGAAAAAACACCAACCAAAAGAAGUGCUGGAACCAUGCUCAAUAAUUUCUUAGAGUCGCCUUCUUCAUUACUAGAUACACCUUUAAAAAACUUGCUGGAUACACCUGUCAAAACUCAGUACGAUUUUCCUUCAUGUAGCUGUGUGGAACAGAUAAUUGAAAAAGACGAGGGGCCUUUCUAUACUCACCUAGGAGCUGGUCCUAAUGUCGCUGCUAUUAGAGAAAUAAUGGAAGAAAGAUAUGGACAAAAGGGCAAAGCCAUAAGAAUAGAAAAAAUUGUCUACACAGGGAAAGAAGGCAGAAGCGCUCAAGGAUGCCCUAUAGCGAAAUGGGUGAUUCGUCGAAGUGGAACUGAAGAAAAACUUCUUUGUUUAGUGCGAGAACGUGCAGGCCACAGUUGUGAAACAGCUGUGAUAGUUGUACUUAUCUUGGUGUGGGAAGGCAUAUCUCAGAGCCUAGCAGACAAGCUGUACUCUGAAUUAUCUGACACUUUAAUGAAGUACGGCACACUCACAAACCGGCGGUGUGCACUCAAUGAAGAGUAA